UGCCAGUUAGCGCGCCGCAUCGCGUCAGAACACGCGCCCGCGCACCGCACGCGGCCACUUGCUAUAGUUCUGUGUUUGUGUUAGUGCAACGAGAUGUCGCUAACAUGCGACUGUCCGAUGUCGCAGCCGGGCCCGACGCUGGCGGCGACGUGCGGCGGCGGCGCAUUCAUGCUGUUUAUGGGACUGCUAGAGGUAUUCCUCAGGAGCCAGUGCGACCUCGAGGACCCGUGCGGAAGGGCGCAGGCCCGUAGCAGCAUGGACUCUGUGUACGACUUCAUAGUGGUUGGAGGGGGGUCUGCGGGGUCCGUGGUGGCGGCCAGGCUCUCCGAGGUGCCUGAGUGGAGGGUGCUCUUGUUAGAAGCAGGUUUUGACGAGCCCACAGGAGCUCAAGUGCCGUCAAUGUUCCUGAACUUCAUCGGAUCUAGUAUAGACUGGGGAUACCAGACGGAGUCCGAACCAGCUGCUUGUUUAGCAGAAGACGGAAGGAAAUGCUAUUGGCCUAGAGGGAAGGUCCUCGGUGGAACAUCAGUGAUGAAUGGCAUGAUGUACAUCCGCGGCUCCCGCAAGGACUACGACGACUGGGCGGCAGCCGGCAUAGAGGGCUGGUCGUACCAAGACGUGCUGCCCUACUUCCUCAAGUCGGAAGACAACAAGCAGGUGGACGAGAUGGAUGAGGGUUACCACGGGGUGGGGGGACCGCUUACUGUCUCACAGUUCCCGUAUCACCCACCACUGAGUUACAGUAUUGUCAAGGCUGGGGAGGAACUUGGUUACAAAAUCCGAGACCUGAACGGCGAGCACCACACUGGCUUCUCCAUAGCGCAAACCACCAACCGCAAUGGGUCGCGUCUCAGCGCUGCGAGAGCGUUUUUGCGCCCCGCGCGCCUGCGCAAGAACCUGCACGUGAUGCUGAACGCGACCGUCAGCAAGAUCCUCAUCAACCAGACCACGAGGCAAGCGUAUGCUGUGCAAGUCAGGAACAGCCAUGGCGGGACCGAAACUAUAUUUGCUAACCAUGAGAUUGUGCUGAGCGCGGGAGCAGUAGCGUCUCCUCAACUACUGCAGUUGAGCGGCGUCGGAGACCCAGAAGUACUCUCCCGCGCCGACGUAAAGGUGGUCCACAAACUACCGGCCGUGGGCAGGAACCUGCACAACCAUGUCGCAUACUUCGUCAACUUCAAAGUGAACGAUAACAACACCACGCCCCUCAACUGGGCGACGGCUAUGGAGUACCUUCUGUUUAGAGACGGACUCAUGUCGGGCACAGGUAUAUCCGAAGUAACAGCGUUCAUAAACACAAAGUACGCCAACCCAGCUGAAGACAACCCUGACAUUCAGCUGUUCUUUGGCGGAUUCCUGGCGGACUGCGCCCGUACCGGCAUGGUGGGGGAGCGGCUCGACAACGGCUCUCGAUCGAUACAGAUCAUUCCGACUGUGCUGCAUCCGAAAAGUAGGGGGCGCUUGGAGAUCCGCUCCGCUGAUCCGUUUGAAUACCCUAGGAUAUUUGCCAACUACCUGACCCACCCAGACGACGUCAAAGUCCUGGUAGAAGGGAUCAAAUUCGCGAUCAAAUUGUCAGAGACCAAGGCGCUGAAGCGGUACGGAGUGAAGCUAGAUAAGACUCCUGUAAAGGGCUGUGAGAAAUUUAAAUUUGACUGCGACGCUUACUGGGAAUGCGCGGUUCGGAUGAUGACGGGACCAGAGAACCAUCAGGUCGGGUCCUGCAGGAUGGGGCCCAGGGGAGAUCCAAAUGCUGUCGUUGAUAACUUGUUACAAGUGCAAGGUAUAGACCGGUUGCGAGUGGCUGACGCUAGCAUAAUCCCCACGGUGGUGUCAGGAAACACCAACGCGCCCGCCAUAAUGAUCGGGGAGAGAGCUGCCGACUUCAUCAAGCAGAGGUGGCUUGGAGCUGCGCGGGCAUCGUUCCCGCUGAGCGGCCACGGCGGGGUAUCGAACGUGCUAACGAGCGACACGCACGCACACUCCACGUGGCAGAGAUGGCUCUCAUAGACUUAGAAUAGGUUUAUACUGCCACCUUUAAUAUAGGAAGACCUAUUUAGAAUAAAUUCUGAAUUGUUAGACUCGAAGAAAAUGUGCGUGUAUGGUGGUAUGUUUUUAAACCGAAUAAAAUGUUACGUAGACGCAUAAUAGCGAUGGCUCCGAAGUAAACUAUCGUAUCUAAAAAAAUGCGAUUUUCACUUGUUUAGCUUUUUGUUUUUUAGUACUACGAAACUUAUUAAAAAAAAACUUCUUUUAUAAAGUUUUUAUCCUAUUUAUUUCAGAUACGAUAGUUUACUUCGGAGCCUUCGAUAUGCAAGUCAGUGUAAGAGUAAAGUGGUCGGCUUCAUUCGGGCUUCCGUAGCCGUUGUAUAAAUCUUUUUAUAACAUUAAACUGCGAUAAAUGAUCUCCGCCACUCCCGAAGUACAUACCAGUGAAUAUUGUGUGCCCAUAGCCAACCUGUACCCAAACGCCUCGGUCGAAGAAUUAUCUGUUACCCCAGUCACCGUAAAACCAGUAAUGAGUGUGACAGACCUUUAGAUAUGAAUGAUAAGGAAAGGUUAAGGAUUUAUAGAAUUAAGGAACAAUACGAAGAACAAACGAAAAUGAUGAAUGAAAUAAAACAAUACGAAUUUAUACGUAAUAAUAUGUAUUUCGAUAUCACAUACUGUUGGCAUUCUAUUAUAUUUGAGUGGACAAUUACGAGUAUAGUGGCUCAAAUCAAAAGCAAAUAGCGUCACUAUAGUUCAAUAACCUGCAUGUGUAAGUCAACAUAAUAUUACAUACUUUUAUAUUUCCAAUAUUCUAUAUUGUAUACCUAGAAUAUAUCGUGCAAAUAAGACAUAACAGCGGAUCGUAAAAGAUGAUUUCAUUAUAAAAAAAUAUGCCAUAUUCUUUGCCUAAACAAAACCUUUAUACAGCCCUUAAACGUUUUUAGACCCGCACGACUUCUAGAGCAGAUAUAGCUUAGCUCCCAAGAAUUUUGGACCUUACAAGCAAGACCUUAGUUCUAAUUAGUCAGGUACGGAUUCAAAUGGUGUGAGGGGGCAAAAAACUGCAGAAUCGGCGCAGGAAUAUCGUUUGAAAUUCAGUUUACUUAUAUCGAUAUUUUACUGAUACAUUGGAAAUAAAAUUAGUCAUCUAAAUCCGUCCCAGACACAUCACUUCGGUGAAAUGACGUACCAGUAAUUUGUAUUAGUCGUAACGUAGUGUUGUACAAAUGUUAUUUAUUUAGACUACACUAAUUAUAUCACUUUUAUGAGUAGCUAUCACUAUAAUGAACGAUUUAGUUGAAAGCAGGUUCUAUACGUGUAUAAAUAUUGUAUUUUCUUAAUUAGUUAUCAUAGAUUUUUAAGUUAAACACACAAGUUUUUAGAUUUUACUAUACGAUUAUUUAACCAAUCACGUUUGGAUGUACAUGUAUUGAUGAUUCCAUAGACCUAAAAUAAAGAAUUAAUGUAACAUUGAAUCACAUUGUUAGCCAUACUAUUUCGAUAAUUCGACAUAUCAAUUUCUUUAUUUUUGUCCAAAAAAUUAUGAACUGUUAACAUGUUAUGAAAUGUGUUGAAACCGACGAUUUUUACCUUUUUUUAUGAUUCACACUUAUUGCAAUUUAUUUUAUAGAUCUCAGACGUUAAUUAGGUCGUUAAAAUUCGAGAGUCAAACUUUACUGUUUGCAGCCGCAUACGAAUCACUAAUAAUCCCGAAGAAAAAGACGAAAGUGUGCAAAUGACGAGACCAUUUUUCAUUAUUUAUACUCAUUUUUGUGUAAUACACUACAUCGCAUAGCGGGUAGAGAAAGAAAGACGCUGUACUGUUGUAUUAUUUAUCAAUAUUUCGCAUUUGGCUAGACCCUAUGAUUAGCGAACUGUCUUAGAUAUUUUGAACGACACAAAUAUAGUACAUUUGUAAUUAUAAAGUUAUCUUAGGACCAAUUUAAUAUGUCUUUCGUGUACUACGUAUGCAAGACCGGUGAUAGGAACUCUACAAUUGUGUUCGAAUUAAUGAUAUUUGAUUUGUAAAUAAUCUGUUUUUGAAUAAGACACUUUGUAAAAUA
Molecule: messenger RNA, 4055 nt
Organism: Manduca sexta (tobacco hornworm)
Lineage: Eukaryota; Metazoa; Arthropoda; Insecta; Lepidoptera; Sphingidae
Gene: Gld
Product: glucose dehydrogenase [FAD, quinone]
Exons: 11
Coding region: 94-2010 (638 amino acids)
Molecular function (GO): flavin adenine dinucleotide binding; oxidoreductase activity, acting on CH-OH group of donors
Source: RefSeq, a predicted model, not a curated record